GAGCUGUUGACCACUGCAUCUUGGUUGCGCCAGCAGGUUGCCCAGCAUCCUGACUAUCUGGGGGACUCGCGCAUUUCUUCCCGCCUAACACACGAUCUGUUAACGGCAUGCCUGCUCGUCACUAAGGGCCACUUGAGGCCUAAAGACCUACUUCCUGAAUGUGCCUCGCGUACCACAACUCGUCUUCCUGCGGCGACUCUUACUGCUGAACAACUUCUUAAUGCCAAGCGGAAGGCUCAGGUGGAUGCUGCGCAGGAGUUGCAUGCAGCAGUUUCGCGCCUUAUUCAACCAGGACGUCAUCCCGCUCGUGAUGCUCCCAACACUAAUAACGCAUUCUCUGCCAACUGCCAAGAUGGCCAAACUCCAAAUCACUCUUUUGGAGUACAGUCUUCUCGCCCUUAA
Protopolystoma xenopodis is the source of this 402-nucleotide messenger RNA. The record is from the annotation of a GenBank genome assembly. Lineage: Eukaryota; Metazoa; Platyhelminthes; Monogenea; Polystomatidea; Polystomatidae.